AUGAUGAUUGCAAAUGAUGACGGCCUCGACAUAAUCACGACGCUCAACCAGCAGAUCACGAUCCUUAAGCAGCAGAUGGAAGACAUGCUAGCCACGCAGCCAGGCCUUUUGGCCAUGCAGCAAAACUACCAUAAUGUCAGACAACGAACCCUUCAAUCAUGGAUCCGUCGAGCCUUUUCUCAAGAUAGUCCUACUCGUAUGGCGGCAAUCCGGGAAACAAAUCAACUUAUACAUGGCGGCGAUAUUGUGACAGACUCUCUGGUGGUCCUGGAAAGGUUUUCUGCCAACAGCUCUGAGAUACAACAAUUCUCCCUGCUAUACGGCUUGUCAGCUACUGAAUUUCAAGUAUUAGAUCCCAAGAAGUGCGUCGAAUCAACUAAGGCACUCAAUCGUAUGGCGUCAAUUUUGCUGCGCAAAAACUCCCAGAACCUUUCUGCGGCUCUCAAUGAAAGGCGAAAUGCCCUCGUGACGUGCCUCCAAGCCAAUGAAAACGACUACGAUGGGGCGGAGGUUGUCGCAACAGAAUACCUUCUCGCUGCUCAGGCAGCUGAGCUCGUUACAGAAGCCGUUGCUGAAGCUGCCGCGAAAGCCGCUGCCGAGGUAGGCGGAAUGGUGAUAGAAAUAAUGGAUACUGUGAAUGGGGACACCAAAUAUCACUGCGCCAAGUUAUAUGUAAUAGUCAUCCAUAGCUAG
Penicillium taxi is the source of this 693-nucleotide messenger RNA. RefSeq lists its product as uncharacterized. NCBI's taxonomy places the organism in Eukaryota, Fungi, Ascomycota, Eurotiomycetes, Eurotiales, Aspergillaceae. The record is from RefSeq and is a predicted model, not a curated record. The transcript is spliced from 2 exons. The coding region runs from base 1 to 693 and encodes 230 amino acids.